UGUCUUCCUUCCUGUCAGCAAGGGUUGUUUCCUGUAAAAAAAAAACAAAAAAAACGACUGACCUGGUGACAAAGUUACAGAAUGAUGAAAGCGCCACAGAUGAUGUAUUUUGAGUUUUACUUCCUCACUGAUACCUCAAAUAUAGCUUACAAAACAUCAGCUGGCUCCCACUCAUGUUUCUGGUUCUUAGUAAUAAGCUGUUAAUAUUAGAAAUGAUGAUGUAUGUGGAAAGAUAGUGUGUGGCACUAUGGAAAAUUCCUGUAAAAUAAUGAGCAGUCACAAAGUUUUAAUGGUUAGUUGGAAAUGUUGAUAAUUGGGCGCAGAUUGUAGUUUACACAGUGAUAACUUAACAUCGUAUCAUAGUAUUUAGGAUCUUGAACAUUAACUUGGUUAAUGUAGCACUUAUUUAAAAAAUACAUUUACCUAAGUUUUGUUUUGAUUCUGCCUGUUUGUGGCUCUUGAGGACCCCUAGUGGAUUGUUUGUGCAAACAAAAAAGGAAGCUAAGUGGUGUAUAUCGCAGGCAGCCAGUGCGGCUUCAGAGAGAGGAUGAGCUGUAUGCAGCAGGAUCGCAAAGUUUUGCUCCAACAAAAGCGAAGAAAAUGUCGAUUUUGACAGAUAACUUGUGUUGAGUCGUUGGCUUGCUGUGAAUCUGGACAUAAAGGAUGUUUUUUUUCCGCUGCACCGAUUUAUAAAGAGUUGACCAAACAGAGUGAAGCAAUGAACUCAGGCAUGCACAAGCCACCACUGGCCCCUAAACCAAAGUUAGUCCAUCCCCAGAGGCCAGGGCUUUCUCCCUCAACCCCCAGAAGAGAUGGCCUCUCGCACCCAUCACCUGGCACACAGAGGAGGGUUAAACCAGUACUGGCUCCGAAACCCUGCCUUUCCAAACUUACAGCUGUGGAGUCCAAAUCCCUCGCUUCAAAGAGCCUGCACCAAACAUCUGUAACAGAAACCCCACGGACCAUAGGUCUCCUUAACUCCCAAAAUGGAAUACAGCAAGAGAACAAAAAGCCAGACUGGGAUUAUAUUAUUCCUAUUUGUCUGUGUAGCCAGGAGAACUGCCUGUGCAUCAGGAACACAUCAGCACACAUAGACAAAACUGAGAAAGACUUGAAAACGUUGCAAAGGGGUAAAACUGCAGAGAACAGAAAGACUAUCCCGACAUCUCGAGGUACUCUGGAAAACAGCGGAGAGAAGGUGGACAAUGCUAAGUGCCAAGUGACGAAUACUGCCUCCACCAAUACCCACCUCACAAACCAUAAACCCCUCCAACAGACACUUACUUUAGAAAAAAAUCUCAACACAGACAUAGAUACCUCCAGUCAUGAGGUAUCUGUCAGGCUGUCUCUUCCUCGCCGAACUUGGAGCGAUGAGGCAAAUGGUAACAUAAUACCUCUGAGUGCACCUGGGCGAGGACCAGAGGAAGAUGCUCUUGGCACAGAGCAGAAGUCUCGUGUGCUCCAACCCAAACCAAUCCCAGCAGCCUCUAGGAAGCCCGUCCCUGUCCCGAUACCACGGAAACCCAGGAAGGCUGUGCUGACCCGUCAGGAAAAGGUGGAGGAGGAGAGGGAAGAGAUUUCAAGCCAGGAAGGGAGGGAAAUGAAUGUCAAAGAGUUGAAGGUGUCAACAGAGGGGAAGGGCAGCUCAUCCUCGUCUGUCAGUGUACCUGUUAGUGAAAACAGGCAGCCACUGUUUCUGUCUGCAAGGAAACCCUGCGCCCCACCAGCCCCUCCGCCCAGGAAAAAGCUGUAUCUGUCGGCACCUGAGAGGCCGCCAACCUCUGCUACUCAGACACUGCCAAAGGAUGUGGAGGAAGAAGACCUGGGUUGGGACAGCAGCAUCUAUGAGAUGGAGAUAUCGGUUGACAAGGAGGAUGAAGAGGUGGAGAGGGAAGGAAGGGAUGAUCAGGAGGCAGUUUACAGUGACCUCACACAUUGUCUGCCUUCUAGCCGUUCGCUCAGUCAGCCAGAGAUCAGACUGCCAUCUGUGGCAGCAGAGGAUGGGAUGGUCAAGGUAGCUCCGAAAAAGCCUCAGAGACACAGCAGCCCGAUGGCACGGCUGCAGAAGAAGGAAUCUUCUGAGGAGAAAGAAGAGGAGAGAUUAGCAGAUAAUGAGAAAAGCAAGGCUCUUCCCAUACAGGAUUGUGUUUUGAAGGAGAGGAUGAGGAGGGAGCUCCCUUCGCCUCCAGAUGACAAACCAAGAAACUUAAAAGCUGGAACCAGCAAACCUUCUCGUUCCAGCCUGGGCAAACCGAGAGCCAAGUCAUUCUCUGGUGCUGACCUGAUUCACUCUGAAAGACAGAAGAAGAACUCUUUCCGGAAACUGCUGGACUUGAAGCUCUCGGUGAAGAUGUUGCCCAAGCUGAUAGUAAAAGGAGUCCAGACAUCAGAGCGAAAUGCGAAUGAAACAGAGCAGUGUGUGGACAGUGAUCAAGACAGACCUCCGAGCUUCCUCGAGCAUUUCAGGACUGAACGUAAAUUCUCCUGCCCGCUGAUUGGAGUAGAGCAAAACGUGGACGGAGACGAGUUUUCCCCUGGAAUCGAACAAGCUGUCGACUAUGAGAACAUCCCUCAUUAUGAGGAGAUCCCAGACUAUGUGAAUGCGCAUGUGGGGACGGCAGUGACAUCGCCUCAGGCCCCACAGCCAUCAGCCUGGGAGAGUUUAAUGUAUAAUGAUGAGGGCAUUUAUGAGGAGCAGGAGCCAUAUAUGUCCCUGGAGAAAAACUCUGGACACCAACUAAGACAUGGAGACUUUGACAGUUCUGUGGAUGAGGAGGUGGCACCCCUGGAUGAUGGGCACUCGGAUGAUGACGUCAUGGCUCAUACCUCAGAUGAGGAGGACGAGGACGAUAGCAGCUCCAUCUCAAGUAAAGGGGACCCUGAGCAACCAGAGGAGAGUGCGACGCCGAGUGGACCGAAAAAGAGCAAGAUACACCACAUCGCCACAGAGAUUAUGAGCUCUGAGAGUGUGUUUGUUGAUGUUCUGAAGUUGCUUCAUGUCGACUUCCGAGAGGCGGUAUCCAAAGCAUCUCGUCAGAGUGGGAAACCUGUGAUUGAGGAGCGUCUGCUCAACCAGAUCCUGUACUACCUCCCCCAGCUCUACGAACUCAAUCAAGACCUGCUCCGAGAGCUGCAGUUCAGAGUGGCCAAAUGGGAUGAGAAUGCACAGCUAGCAGACAUAUUCCUGAAGAAAGGGCCCUAUCUGAAGAUGUACUCUACAUACAUCCGUGAGUUUGACAAGAAUGUGGCUCUUCUGGAAGAGCAGAGUAAGAAGAACCCGGCAUUCAGCGCAGUGGUACGGGAGUUUGAGGCCAGUCCACGCUGCGCCAACUUGGCUCUGAAGCACUACCUACUAAAGCCUGUUCAAAGGAUACCUCAGUAUCAGCUGCUGCUCACAGACUAUCUAAAAAACCUGUCUGAAGACUUGGAUGAUUACAAGGACACACAAGCUGCUCUUGGUAUAGUGAAAGAAGUGGCCAAUCAUGCCAAUGACAUCAUGAAACAAGGGGAUAACUUCCAGAAGCUGAUUCAGGUGCAGUGCAGUCUGAACGGCCACCAUGAGAUAGUCCAGCCUGGGAGGAUCUUCCUGAAAGAGGGCAUCCUGAAGAAGCUGUCCAGGAAGGUUAUGCAGCCCAGAAUGUUCUUCCUGUUUAACGACACGUUGCUGUACACCACUCCUGUUCAGUCAGGCCAGUACAAGUUGAACAACAUGCUGUCUCUGGCUGGGAUGAAGGUUAGCAAACCAAGCCAAGAGGCCUAUCAGAAUGAGCUGAACAUUGAGAGUGUGGAGCGCUCCUUCAUUCUCUCUGCAAGUUCGGCCACAGAGAGAGAUGAAUGGCUUGAGGCCAUUUCCACAGCAAUCAAUGACUACACCAGGAAGAAGAUCAGUUUCAUAUCUGGCAAGAGUCUAGAGGAGGUAGAACUGGGGGAAAAUGGUGAUGGUGCUCCUUUGGGAUCCAAAGCCCCUAUAUGGAUCCCUGACCCGCGGACCACCAUGUGCAUGAUCUGCACCUGUGAGUUCACCCUGACAUGGAGGCGACACCACUGCCGAGCAUGUGGAAAGGUGGUGUGCCAGUCUUGUUCCUCAAACAAACACUGCCUUGAAUACCUUAAGAACCAGUUGGCACGAGUGUGUGACCAGUGUUUCCUUGUUCUCCUGCAGCAGAAAAGUGAACAAGCCGUGUCAACAGCUGUUUCCCCUGGCAGCAGAGCUACAUUUGCUUUCUCCAGGAAGCAUAAGAAGAUACCUGCCGCCCUCAAAGAGGUGUCAGCAAACACAGACAACUCCUCCAUGAGUGGGUAUUUGCAGAGGUCAAAGGGCAAUAAGAAGCAGGGGAAGAGGUUGUGGUUUGUGAUCAAAGACAAGGUCCUGUAUACCUACGCUGCAAGUGAGGAUGUUGCAGCUUUAGAGAGCCAGCCCCUUUUAGGAUUUAUGUUGAAAGUAGAUUCAUCUCAGAAGUUACAGUUCAAGCUUUACCACAAAAACACACUUUACUACAUUUUUAAAGCUGAUGACAUCCAAACCACCCAGAGAUGGAUUGACUCAUUCAAAGAAUCUACGGUGCUUUAAUAUCUGUUGAUGGUGUGUGAAGUUGUUCAACAUGCAACUUUUUUGUUCUUGUCUGAAAAUGUUGUACCUCAGUGCUCUCUGAAUUCUGCAGAAAAUGUCUGGAGACACCAUUUAAAUGAAACUGAAAUAUAUUUUAUUUUAGUAGUUACCUUUUACAGUGCUUUGAGAGCACUCCUGUGGAGGUGGGAAUCUUUUCCACAGGGAUUUAUGCCACAAUCACCUGUAGGUUUUUUAGACUUUCACACUUUGAUUUCGUCACAACUUUGUAAUUUAUUUUUUUUAGUAACUUUAGUAACUGUUUUUCUGUAGCACAGUUUUCAUGAUAAAGCCUGUUGUCUUUAGAUUGGUAAUGAAUAUUGUCAUAAAACUUUGAUUCACAUUUACCAAAUAUUUUACUAAUUUUUUUGAAGUCAAAACAAAUAAUUUUUAAAUGUUUCUAUUUUUUUUUUUUUUUGAAUAAGUACUUUAUUUCACACUCAAAUGUUCUGGUUUGUAAAGUUGGCUGUAAAACACACAAUAUGCACUUUUAAUGUUUCUGUUAUGAACUUUCACCUCAACAUUAUUAAGACUUUCUGUAACUUUAUGUCAUAGAUAGCCCGAGAGUCUAAAUGGUAUAUCUGGGGAAUAUUCACUGAUAUAACUGUACUGGACCAUAACCUGUGUUGCACUUAAGUCACUCAAAUGUCUGUAAAUAGAGUAGAUGAUAGCUGUGCAUACAUCUGUAAAUAUAGAUGAUUGUAAAUUAAAUGUAAUUAAAGCAAAUUUUCAUGAAUCUGAUUUUCUAAAUUCUGUGUUGCUUUAAUAAAGACUGUUUUAACUUG
Molecule: messenger RNA, 5391 nt
Organism: Thunnus maccoyii (southern bluefin tuna)
Lineage: Eukaryota; Metazoa; Chordata; Actinopteri; Scombriformes; Scombridae
Product: FYVE, RhoGEF and PH domain-containing protein 6-like
Exons: 21
Coding region: 719-4570 (1283 amino acids)
Cellular component (GO): cytoplasm
Molecular function (GO): guanyl-nucleotide exchange factor activity; metal ion binding
Source: RefSeq, a predicted model, not a curated record